UCAUAAAGAAAGAGAAGCACACACGCACACAGGGAACCAAUACAUCUCUCUCCCUCUCUGUUCGCCGGAUAAUUACGUCACCGAUUGACGCAUUCCGUCAGCAAGUCUCCGUUGAUUGAAUCACACAAUUCUCCGGCGAGGUACGGAUCAUAGAGUAUUUAUUCACUUUUCGCUGCGUGGACACUUCUCUUAACAGGAGUUUCUUGAUUUUUCUCUAAAAAUCUAGGAUGCUUUUUGCUUUGUUUCAGAUCUGGUAAUGUCUGAUUAAGGAUAAAAAGUUUGGUUUUGUGGCGUUUUCCUUUAAUUUUGAUGGUGAAUUGCAUGUGAAUUUGAUUAAAUUUUAGGCAUUUCUUGUGAUAAUUCCACGGAAUGGAAGAGAGUGUGCGAUCAGGGGGUGUGGUGAAGAAAAAGAGCUCAUCUGGUUGUUUGAUUAUCAAAAAGAAGGGGGAUGGGAUGGGUGGGGUUGGUUCGUCUGGUUCACAGAACGAGAAGAAGAGGCCUAGGUUUAUUCUUAGCGAAUCUGGGUCGAGUGAUGAGUUGUUAGAGCCUCUUCGGAGGAAAGUAACCGAUAGGUUUCGGAAUGGCUCUGUUGAUUGCAGAAAGAAUGUAGUGGAAAAUAGAGAAUUUGGCAGGAAUGGUGAAUUCGGGAGUGAAGAGAGAAAUAUGAGUAGAUUGGAUUUAUUUGAAUUCAACGAAUAUGAUGAAUUCGAUGGCCAGAAGAUGAGGAAUGAUUAUAUGGUUGGACGUGAUGAGAAUCCAGUGGAAUUUGGAAGUGGGUCCAGUAGAAACGUAAUGGUUGAGAAGAGGAAACAUUCUUACUUUGAUGGUACAAGUAGUAUGAUGGGCGGGAGGAAUAAAGGGGUCAAUUAUAUGGCUAAGAGCAGGAUUGAGAUGCUGGAGGAUGAAGCUCAUAUGCCCAUUUCAUCUUUUAGAGAGAAGCGGGAAGCAUCGNUCAAUUAUAUGGCUAAGAGCAGGAUUGAGAUGCUGGAGGAUGAAGCUCAUAUGCCCGUUUCAUCUUUUAGAGAGAAGCAGGAAGCAUUGNGCAGGAUUGAGAUGCUGGAGGAUGAAGCUCAUAUGCCCAUUUCAUCUUUUAGAGAGAAGCGGGAAGCAUCGGAUAAGCCUAUAAGGUUGCAGGGGAAAAAUGGUGUGUUGAAGGUAAUGGUUAAUAAAAAGAAGAAGAUGGGUUUGUCUCAUAAUAGCUACGAUCAUCACAAAUUUGAGAAUAGAAACAUUUCUAGUUCCGAAGAUGCUAUUAGAAAGAAUGCUUUGGUACGAUCUUCAUUGUUUCCAGAUUCAAAACAUCAAAAAUCAGAUCCAUUGACCAAGAAAGAGAAAAGUAAGCUGAAAUUGCGGAAAUCAUCACCAACUAAGAGCAGGAAGGGCAGAGAUUUGGCAACAGAUAAUGGUGACACUCCACUGAAGCGGGGACCUCCAGAUGUGAAAGCUUGUGAUUCAACAAAAAGGGUAAAAAAUGAAGGAAAAAGAGCUCCACCAACUGAAAAUGUCACUAAAGUUGGCAGUAAAGAAGGAAAAAUUCCACAUGGUACUGGCACAGACAAACAAGUACUACGUGAGCAGAUAAGAAAUAUGCUUGUCAAUGCUGGCUGGACGAUUGAUUAUAGGCCAAGAAGAAACAGAGACUAUCUAGAUGCAGUUUACAUUAACCCCAGUGGGACAGCAUAUUGGUCGAUCAUUAAGGCUUAUGAUGCGCUUCAAAAGCAGUUGGAGGAAGAAGGUGAUAAUACCAAACUUGGCUGGAAAGUAUCAGAUGACUUGCUCAAUAAAUUAACGAGACAAACCCGAAAGAAGAUGGAGAAGGAAAUGAAGAAGAAGAGAAGAGAUGAUGGUCGGAGAAAGAAUGCAAAGGAAGCUGCUCGGAAAAAGCCUACGGAGGGCAUGGACAGCGAUCAGCAUGAAGAGACACUUAGUGUUUAUAUGAAGCAGAAUGGCAAGUCAUUGAAAGGCAGAUUGCAGGAAGCAGAUCAUAUGUGUGGGGAUGAUUUGAAUGAUAAUCUUUACAAAACAACAUUCCAGCAAAACAGGGCUGAAAAACCAUCUACUUCAACUGAUUCUCAUACGAUUCAACAGAGAAAAAGCAGAAUAUUAGGCAGAUGCACUUUGUUGGUUCGCAGUUCUGACAAGGGACAAAAUCCUGAAACUGAAGGUUAUGUUCCAUAUACUGGAAAGCGAACCUUAUUGUCCUGGUUGAUUGACUCUGGAACAGCAAAAUUGAGUGAAAAAGUGCAGUAUAUGAACCGCAGACAAACAAAAGUAAUGCUGGAGGGAUGGAUCACAAGAGAUGGCAUCCACUGUGGUUGCUGUAGUAAAAUCCUUACGGUUUCGAAGUUCGAGAUUCAUGCUGGUACCAAAAAGGGUCAGCCAUACCAGAACAUAAUUUUGGAGUCCGGGACUUCCCUGUUGCAGUGUCAGAUAGAUGCAUGGAAUAGACAGGAGGAUUCCGAACGCCAAGGUUGUCACUUUGUAGAUGUUGAUGGUGAUGAUCCAGAUGACGAUACUUGUGGCAUUUGUGGUGAUGGUGGGGAUUUGAUCUGUUGUGAUGGUUGUCCAUCAACAUUUCAUCAGAGUUGUCUAGAUAUACAGAUGCUUCCACCUGGUGAUUGGCACUGUCCAAAUUGUACAUGCAAAUUUUGUGAGACUGCUGGUGGGAGUGAGCCUGAAGAAAGUAAUAGAACUGUCGGGUCACUUCUCACAUGCGGCCUUUGUGAGAAAAAAUAUCACGAAUUUUGCUGUCAGAAGAGGGAUUCUCUACCUGCUGAUCCCAAUAACGCAUCCACUUCCUUUUGUGGCAAGAAGUGCCAAGAGCUGUUUGACCGUUUGCAGAAUCUUCUUGGGAUCAAACAGGAAUUGGAAGCAGGAUUCUCAUGGUCUCUCAUUCAUCGAACAGAUCUAGACUUUGAUGCAUCGCACCGUGCAUUUCCUCAACGUGUGGAAUGCAAUUCUAAGCUUGCUGUUGCACUGUCUGUCAUGGAUGAGUGUUUUUUGCCAAUUGUUGACAGGAGGAGUGGGAUCAAUUUGAUUCAUAGUGUUCUCUAUAAUUGUGGAUCAAACUUCAGUCGGUUGAAUUAUAGUGGCUUUUAUACAGCAAUUUUGGAGAGGGGUGACGAAAUAAUAUCUGCAGCAUCCAUCAGGAUCCAUGGGACUCAUCUAGCGGAGAUGCCAUUCAUUGGGACCCGCAAUGUAUAUAGACGCCAAGGGAUGUGCCGUCGGCUAUUGUGUGCUGUUGAAAUGGCCCUUGGGUUUCUCAAAGUUGAAAGAUUGAUUAUUCCUGCUAUUGCUGAACACAUGCAUACUUGGACUGUGGUUUUCGGUUUCCAUCCUCUCGAGGAACCAGACAAACAAGAAAUCAAGUCAAUGAACAUGUUGGUGUUUCCCGGCACAGAUAUGUUACAGAAGCGGCUAGUGAAACAAGAAGUCGCUGGAAACAUAGUUGCCAACUCAGCUACAAAGACCAUUGAAUUGAAAGAAAAUCUUCCGUUGCACGAUAUGAUGAAAAAAUCUGACAUGGAAUCCUCUGCCAGGCAUGGUUGCCACAGACGUGAUGAUGCCGGGUUGCACCAUUUAACUAAUAACAAUGACAGUAAUGUAAUGAUUAGUUCCUUAGAUGCUUCUUGUGAAUCUAAACUUCAAUUCUCUAGCAAGGAGACUAUUUCCAUCAGAUCUCAGUCAGUGAACAAGCAAUCCGAAUCCACUGCUGACUUAAAGUGCAUCUCUCCCUCCGGUACAAGUUCUGCCAUUCUUGAGAUGGAAACCCCUGGGUUAGAUCCUCUGGUUAGAGAUGAUAUUCAGUCUUCUGCAGAGGUUGUCAUGGGUGAUGCUCAUGAAGCAAAUGCCAAAGCUUCUUGUGUGGGACCUGUUGAUUCUUUAGGCGGAACUUCUGCAAGGAGCACAGCUGAGGAGGCCAAUGGAAACCAGAAUCCUCUUUCUGGUUCUACUUUCUGUACUGCUGCUGAGAGUACCAAGCAAUUUACCUUUGAUUCGGAUCAUCAGGGUGCAGUUGAAAUGGAAAGCAAGUUGCAUAAUAUUCAGUCUUCUGUGGAGGGUCCUGAGGGUGGUGCUCGUGUAGUGAAUGUGAAAGAUGCUCGUGUUGAACCUAUAACUAGAUCUUUGUUAGAAAUUUCUGGACAGAGUACUACAGAAAAAGUUAAUGAAAAGCAAAAUUCUGCUCAUAUGGAAAAUGAAUUACACGAGUCUUCAGAACUUGUUUCUGAUGUUGAAGUUGCUUCUAAUGCAAAACCUCGAAUUGAAUGUAACACCCAGUCUUCUGCUGUGAGUGAUGUGGAUGAUGGUUGCAAAGGCCACAUCAAAGAAGAUUAUAUUGAACCAGCUCUUAACCCUGUAGAAGAUAUUUCUGCACAGAAUACUACCGAAGAAAUCAAAGAAAAUGAGAAUCCUGUUUCUGCCUCUAGUUUUUGUGGUACUGAUGAAGCUACCAUGACAUCUAACUCUGAUCUGAAACAUCUUAGUCCAGUUGAAGUGGAAAUUGAAUUACCUGUAGCUUCAGAAUUCGAUGAGAAACAGAAUCCUGUUUCUGUUCCUGCUUCUCAUGCUGCUGUUGAGAGUGCCAUGCAAUUCAAUGCUGAUUUAGAUUAGCAGGCUGUAGUGGGUGGUGAAAGCGAAUUAGUAGUGGUUCAUGAGGAAGUUGUCGCUACAGCUGAAAACAAUAUUGAGUCUAAUGAAGAUGGCGAGGUAGUUGACACUCAUGAAGUAGGUGUGAAAGUUGCUUGCGUGGGACAGGUUCUCGAUUCUUUUGGUGAAACUUCAGCAGAGAAUACUACAGGGGAAACCAAUGGGAAUCUGACGGAAUGUAGUAGUGUGUUCUGAUGACAGCUCCCUACAGUGUGAAAGAGACAUUCUUCAUCAGUCUUGCGAAAAUUGAGGUACUAAAACCUCUGUAGCAUCUACUGGCUUAUGCUUCUUUUUGAAAUGAUCUUGACACAGAUAGCGAGGGUUCUGCUUCUGCUAUGCAGUCAGCACCACUAUAAUACUGUGUAUUAAAGGGCACUCCAUUGUGAUGCCAUACGUGAUUAUUAGGAGGAAAACAAGAGCCUGCUCUACAUCUAUGUUCGAUUUUCACGGUUCAGGUCCAAGCUGGUGCAUCAUGAUUAUCUGUUCUCUGCGCUUCCAAAAAGUUAUGUGCCUUCAAUGUCCCCGGGAUGUUUUCAAAGUCUAAACAGAAAUCGCCUGCCUUUUUAGCUUAUCUCCAACUGUUGCCAACAAUUUUGUGAAUCAUGGUGACUUUGUGUGUGAAUACUCUCAUACAGCUUCGCUUAUGUACAUAUCUAGAUUUGAGUUUUCUUCGUGAGUUUCAUUUAGCAUUUUGUAGUUCAUCAUUGAAAUCAUAGUUUAGUCAUCAUAUAUAAUAGGUCAAUGCCAGUGAUUUGUGUGGCUAUGUCAUGCUUAUUCUUUAGAGUCGGUUUUAAUCUCUCUAAUCAUCAAAUGUGGUUGUCGUGAACCCGAUAUUCUCAAUGGUAUCUUCUUUUUCUAUUCUGAG
Molecule: messenger RNA, 5512 nt
Organism: Ilex paraguariensis (yerba mate)
Lineage: Eukaryota; Viridiplantae; Streptophyta; Magnoliopsida; Aquifoliales; Aquifoliaceae
Source: the annotation of a GenBank genome assembly